AUGCAUGAUGGCAGUACAAAGAAAUAUAAAAUAGAAGAUUUACCUGGAUUCUUUAAUGGUAUAUCCGAAAAAACCAGUGAAGUGUUUUCUGAUAGAGUAAUUAAAAUUAGCACUAUUUGUUCCAAAAAUAUUGACAACAAAAAACAAGAGUUUUCUUUUAACCUUAAGCUUUUAAAAGAAGAUCAACACGAUGCAGUUAUAAACAAAAAUGAAAAAGAUCAACACGAUGCAGUUCGAAUCAAAAUACGUUCUUUGAUUGAAUUUUUUAAAAUGUGCUUGGGUGAAAGAAAAAGCUUUAUAUAUAGUAUAAGUGUAUCAAAAAAAGACAAAGGGUUAAUCAAGAAGUAUGAAGAUUUCAUUAAGGAAUAUGAAGCAUUAAUCAAGAAAUAUGAAGAAUUAAUCAAGAAGUAUAAGGUAUCAGAAGAAGACAAAAAAUUAAUCAAGAAAUAUAAGAUAUCAGAAGAAGACAAAAAAUUAACUGAGAAGUAUAUAGAAUUAAUCAAGAAGUAUAAGAUAUCAGAAGAAGACAAAGAAUUAAUCGAGAAGUAUAUCAAGCAUGAUAUCACCAUAUGUCAAUUCAUAAAAUGUAUUCCUGUUGCAGCUAUUUCACGAGUAAUAACAAUAAAACUACAAGCGAAUGUUAGAUAUAUAAAUCCGGACAACCUGGACGAAAUAGUAUUGUUUUUAGAUAAAAAAUUACAUUCGGCAGCUGAAACUCAUUAUAGUCAAUCUCAAGCUCAACAAAACACCACAAAUAACGAACACAUCGUGCCGACUAACAAUUCAUCUGAUGGCACAUUAACAGAAACAGUAGCACCUUUAUUACCUCACACAAAUCAUUUUAUCCAGCCGACAAUAGCACCUGCAAACGAGGAAGCUCUAACUUACACCCAAUUUAACGCAAGUAUUCUGCACAAAAUUAGAGAUACUGCCUUAGUUAUCUUGGGUUUAAAAGGCGCAAAAGCAGAAGAGCACACUAUAAACAUGUACAUAAUGCAAGCAGAAAAUGAUGCUAGAAUAUGUUUACUAGAUGUAGGUUGUGUUGAUCUGCAAGAAGGAACAUUAGAUAAAAUAUUUACUGACACUGUCCGUGAGUAUGUAACACAGUACGAGAAUGUGGUCAAGAAGGAGGCCAAGAAACAUGCCAAAGACCUGGUCGAGAGAGUGUUCACUGAUAUAUUUGAUUCAGUAUUUGAUAUUGUUUACUUGCAAGAUAAAAUAAAAGAACCAAAUGAGAAGAAAUUAGAAUUACUAAAGAAAUUGGGAGCUACUGAUACAGCACCGGGAGACGAAAAAUAUUUUCAGACAGCAGUGUCUAACAAGUACAAGGAAUUGCAUAACUUAAUGUGGCCUACACAACCUGAACCUGAUCAUUCACUCAAAUCACCGUUAAGAAAUAUAUUUUCUUCAAAAGACACUUAUUUUUACUUAUUUGCAAUAACAACAUCUACAUCAGCUCUUUGCUUAUUGCACUUUACUGCACUAGGGAAAUCAGUCAUGUCAGAAGAAAGUACUGGAUUAAUAUUAAAUACAGCACUACUCAUAUUAAUAGCUAUGUGUAUUAUAAGUCUAGCUUACGUUGCAUAUUCUGAAUAUACUGUAGAAUCUGUUGAGCAGGUAGGUACAAGUAAUUCAAAAAAGUUAGAUGUUUAAAGGAAUAAUCACAGAUAUCGGGACCAUAAUUAAUACCAAUCCUGAUCAAAUUUUUUAUAUCAAAACAGAGAGUCUAUCCUCUAUAAAUAUGGGAGAUUCUAUUGCUUGUGCUGGUGUGUGUUUGACUAUCGUUGAUAUAAUGGAUGAUGUAUUUGCAGCUCAAGUGUCCAAGGAAACUUUGAAAGCCACAAAUUUAAAUACGUGGAAAAUAGGUACAAAAAUAAACUUAGAGCAAGCCACUAAGCUUAACGAUAGAAUUGAUGGACAUUUAGUGCAGGGUCAUAUUGAUGGAAUAGUAAAGAUUUUAAUGAUCAAUCAAAACUUGAGUUCUCAUGAAAUAAAGCUGUUAUGUCCACAUGCAUUAACUAAAUUUAUAGCAAAAAAAGGCUCUGUGACUCUAGACGGGAUUUCCCUCACUGUAAAUUCAAUUAUUAAUCAAGAAUUCACAGUCAAUAUAAUUCCCUACACAUGGCAAAAUACAACUUUUCAGUACAGUAAAGUUAAUGAUUUUCUUAACCUUGAAGUUGAUAUCAUUGCUAGAUAUUUAGAUCGACUGUUGCAGAAUUAA
Molecule: messenger RNA, 2221 nt
Organism: Cinara cedri
Lineage: Eukaryota; Metazoa; Arthropoda; Insecta; Hemiptera; Aphididae
Source: the annotation of a GenBank genome assembly